ACAUGGAAAAACACUACCGGAAAGAACAUUACCAAAAGGAGGCCAUCCGUGGAUAAUCUCCAAAUUAAAGGUAUCCUUACCUCUCGAAUUGAAACUAGGGAAAAAGGCAAGGAGACUUAUUAUUACGGAUUUUUUAAACUUGAAAGCCAAGAAGGAGAAAUCCCAGUAGUGUUUAAAAACAAACCUGAUUUAAAAAAGGGUUGUGAAGUAAAGUUAGUCGGCAAAUGA
Entrophospora sp. SA101 is the source of this 228-nucleotide messenger RNA. Lineage: Eukaryota; Fungi; Glomeromycota; Glomeromycetes; Entrophosporales; Entrophosporaceae. The record is from the annotation of a GenBank genome assembly.